AUGGCUGACGGCUCAGGUGGAAUUGACCGCAAUGCGGAAGAUAAGAUGGAGUUCUCGACUUCCAAGGAGGUCACCGUCCAUCCUACUUUCGAGUCCAUGUCUCUGAAGGAAAAUCUCCUUCGUGGCAUCUAUGCCUACGGUUACGAAUCGCCCUCGGCUGUUCAAUCACGCGCCAUCGUUCAAGUUUGCAAGGGCCGCGACACCAUUGCACAAGCCCAGUCUGGUACUGGUAAAACCGCGACUUUCUCUAUUAGCAUGCUGCAAGUCAUCGACACUGCUGUUCGCGAGUCACAAGCUCUAGUCCUGUCACCUACGAGAGAACUUGCGACACAAAUCCAGUCCGUUGUCAUGGCGCUGGGUGACUACUUGAACGUACAGUGCCACGCCUGCAUCGGCGGUACCAACGUCGGGGAGGAUAUUCGCAAGCUUGACUACGGUCAGCACAUUGUGUCUGGCACCCCCGGUCGAGUCGCCGACAUGAUCCGCCGACGCCAUUUGCGUACGCGUCAUAUCAAGAUGCUGGUACUUGAUGAAGCAGAUGAGCUUUUGAACAAGGGAUUCCGAGAGCAAAUCUACGAUGUCUACCGCCACCUCCCUCCUGCAACUCAGGUCGUCGUUGUUAGCGCUACUCUGCCAUAUGACGUGUUAGAUAUGACCACCAAGUUCAUGACCGACCCCGUCCGAAUCCUUGUCAAGCGUGACGAACUGACGCUGGAAGGCUUGAAGCAGUACUUUAUCGCUGUGGAGAAGGAGGACUGGAAGUUUGACACCCUUUGCGAUCUUUACGAUACCCUUACCAUUACCCAGGCCGUCAUCUUCUGCAACACUCGACGCAAAGUUGACUGGCUGACGGACAAGAUGCGCGAGGCCAACUUUACAGUCAGCAGCAUGCACGGCGAAAUGCCCCAGAAGGAGCGCGAUAGCAUUAUGCAAGACUUCCGUCAAGGCAAUAGCCGUGUUCUAAUCUCUACCGAUGUUUGGGCUCGCGGUAUCGAUGUGCAGCAAGUGAGCUUGGUCAUCAACUACGAUUUGCCUAGCAACCGCGAGAACUACAUCCAUCGUAUUGGCCGUAGCGGUCGCUUCGGUCGCAAGGGCGUUGCCAUCAAUUUUGUGACUACGGAUGAUGUUCGCAUUCUUCGCGACAUCGAGUUAUACUACUCGACUCAGAUUGACGAAAUGCCCAUGAAUGUCGCUGAUCUGAUUGGGGCUUAA
Molecule: messenger RNA, 1212 nt
Organism: Beauveria bassiana ARSEF 2860
Lineage: Eukaryota; Fungi; Ascomycota; Sordariomycetes; Hypocreales; Cordycipitaceae
Product: DEAD/DEAH box helicase
Exons: 3
Coding region: 1-1212 (403 amino acids)
Cellular component (GO): nucleolus; catalytic step 2 spliceosome
Molecular function (GO): RNA helicase activity; mRNA binding; ATP binding
Source: RefSeq, a predicted model, not a curated record